UGCUGCUCGCUUCAGUCUUACGCGAACAUGUCAUUGUUAACAGGGAACAUUCAUUACAUGGGAAACCGAAAGUGUUUCACUUCAUACUUUUACUUUCGCUUUUAAAGCUCACUCACAUGUCUGAAUGCAUGCAAUUGUUUAACUAUUGAUGGAAGACAGGUCGAGGCACAUGCGACUGAGAGAAUGGCUCAUAGCGCAGAUAGACAGCGGUAAAUACGCUGGACUAAGCUGGGAAAAUGAGGAGAAAACCAUGUUCAGAAUUCCCUGGAAACACGCCGCCAAACAGGACUACAGACAGAACCAGGACGCCGCGCUUUUUAAGGCAUGGGCCAUGUACAAGGGUAAAUUUCAAGAGGGCAGGGACAAAGCAGACCCCUCUACGUGGAAAACGCGUCUGCGUUGUGCCCUCAACAAGAGCACAGACUUCCAGGAGGUUCCUGAGCGCAGUCAGCUGGACAUCUCCGAGCCCUACAAAGUCUACCGUAUUCUGGAUGACACAGGAAGAGCUGCAGAAUCUGCUGGGAAUCCACUGAUAUCACAGGACACUGACUGUAGCAAAGCCUUGAGAGAGACACAUCUGCCCAUUCAGGUACUGUUCAGUGACAACUCUUGUGGAAAUCCCCACACUCACUACACCGACUGGGUGACAUUUUUUCUGCCCCCUACUGGACAAAUGGAGUAUGUUUUGUGCAAUGUAAUAAGAGUUUAUUUUCACAUUCAGCAGGACAGUUCAUUCGGUGACUCAAGCAAAAGUGCUGGAUGGAGUGUGAACGGCAGGGCGUACGCGUGUCCCGGUACAGGCACUAAAGCCUGCGCUAACGCCGAUCUUCAGUCUGUUCCUCUAUAUCCAUCUCAGGUCCCCAUAACAGACUGCCGCCUGGAGGUGCGUUUGUUCUAUCACGGUAACGUGGUGCAGAAUCUGAUAACCACGUCUCCAGAUGGCUGCUUCAUUCUGCACGGCUGCGCUCCGGUCGGGAACGAGCGCAUCUACGGGCCUUGCGAAGCCAAAAAGGUCUUCUUCCCCCGUCCAGAAGUCGUGCACCUGCCCCCGGGCAUCGCGGAAGCCAUGACCCGUCUUCUGCCCCACCUGGAGAAGGGUGUGCUGGUGUGGGUGGCCCCAGAUGGUGUGUUCAUCAAGCGCUUCUGCCAGGGCCGCGUGUACUGGGACGGCCCUUUGGCAGAGCACAGACAUAAACCAAACAAACUAGAGAGAGAGAGGACCUGCAAACUCCUGGAUAUGACCAUCUUCAUGCAAGAGUUACAAAACCACCGGCAGGGCGCUGGUCCCGAGCCACAGUACACAGUGGACCUGUGCUUCGGAGAGGAGUUCCCUGACCCCAGCCAGCCAAAGACCAAGAAGCUCAUCACUGCACAAGUGAUUCCUCUGUUUGCUGUAGAGUGUCUCCGCAGGCAUAAUGCACCUAAUAAUGUGGAGAUGAAGCAAUCACCGCCACACAGGAAAACCAAUGAAUAGACACACCGUAAUCAGAACAGCACGUGUUUCAACACCCUUGUGUAGGAAUUCACCUAACAAUGGUAAUAAUAAUUGUAAUAAUAAUGGUAAUAAUAAAUAAUAAUACAAAAAUGUCUAUAUCUAACUUCAGUAAAAAGAAGACAUCUACAAUGUUAACUUUUGUUACUUUUGUUAACUUUUGUUGUCAUUUUCUGUAUCGAGCUUUGUGUCCUUUAUAAUCUUACUAAUGUUACUAAUCAUGAUACUGAUACAAUUAGAUUAUGAUUUCUUAUCUUUUUGUAAAACUAUGCUUGCAAAGUUAAAUUAAAAUAAAGAGUUUGGCUAGUCUUUUGUAUUACU
Molecule: messenger RNA, 1813 nt
Organism: Labeo rohita (rohu)
Lineage: Eukaryota; Metazoa; Chordata; Actinopteri; Cypriniformes; Cyprinidae
Gene: irf10
Product: interferon regulatory factor 10
Exons: 8
Coding region: 149-1474 (441 amino acids)
Biological process (GO): regulation of transcription by RNA polymerase II; immune system process
Cellular component (GO): nucleus
Molecular function (GO): protein binding; RNA polymerase II cis-regulatory region sequence-specific DNA binding; DNA-binding transcription factor activity, RNA polymerase II-specific
Source: RefSeq, a predicted model, not a curated record